Molecule: messenger RNA, 1540 nt
Organism: Misgurnus anguillicaudatus (oriental weatherfish)
Lineage: Eukaryota; Metazoa; Chordata; Actinopteri; Cypriniformes; Cobitidae
Product: keratin, type I cytoskeletal 19
Cellular component (GO): cytoskeleton
Molecular function (GO): structural molecule activity
Source: RefSeq, a predicted model, not a curated record
GCAGUACUCAGGUUUGCAUUCAGACAUUAAAAAGUGUUAUCUACUGUAGCCGUCCCUUUGAGAAAACAUAACGUCACAGAAGCACUUUUAUCAGCAUAAAAAUGUUGAUGUGCAGGUUUACUAUAAAACGUUUUCCCCAGAAGUUCAUAAGAAUGCAGAAUGAAUGUUGUUCUGUGCCCACUUCCGCUUCACUCCCCCAUCACGGACAGGUAUUUAACAUAAGCCAACAGAGCGGUCCGAUUCAGGAUGUUUUAAAGUCACGCUUAAACAAGUUGCUUGUGUGCCUUACUUUCCAUCUCCACUCAAAAACUUAAUUAUGCCUGCUACACCAAGAACCCUCAGCGUUUAUGGGGGAGCCGGUGGCCGAGGAACGCUCAUCUCCACCUUUUCUUCUCCAAGAGGUUUCAACCCGGUUGAUACUGUGGAUGUGACCGCUGAUGAGAAAGCCACCAUGCAGAAUCUGAAUAAUCGUCUAGCUUCAUAUCUUACAACAGUGAAGUUGCUAGAGACGACAAAUGCUGAGCUGGAGAAAAAGAUCAGGGAGUGGUAUGAGAGUCACACACACUCCACGUCUGACCACUCUAACUAUCUGGCUACCAUUGAAGACCUGAAGGAACAGUUUAAUUUAGCUUACAAAGAUAAUGCCACAGUCAUCUUGGCAGUGGAAAAUGCCAGGCUAGCAGCUGAAGACUUCAAAACAAAGUAUGAGUAUGAGCUGUUCAUGAGAAAAGAUAUUGAAGCUGAUGUUGAAGGUCUGAAAAAGGUUCUGGAUAAUUUGACCUUGGAGCGAUCAGAUUUGGAGUUAAAAUAUGAAGGUCACAAGGAGGACCUUGCUUUUCUGGAGAAAAAACAUGAUGAGGAUUUGGCUUCUGUUAGGAACAAUGUUGGUAAGUUGGAUAUUGAAAUCAAUGCAGCGCCCUCUAUGGACCUGAAAAAGGCCAUAACAGGCAGUGAUGAAGACUUUGAUGCUGCGGCUAAGAAAUAUUUAACAGACCUGAAGGAUUGGUAUCAAAAUAGGGGCAAGAAACCGCAAAAGGAAGAGAUCACACAUAGCGAUGAGCUCCAGAACAACAUAAAACUUAUUAGAGAAAUGAAGAACAAAUACCGAAAACUAGAGAUUGAUCUGCAGUUCCAACAAAAAAUGAGGAUAGUUGAUGAGGGUACGCUGGAGGAAAGAAAUGCCCAAUAUUGGUCCCAGUUAACUAAUUUUCAGGUCCAUGUUACCAGCCUGGAAGACAAGUUGAGUUUUUUCCGUUCUAAAAUUGCCACAAACAAGCAAGAGUAUGAAACGCUGCUGGACAUCAAGACCCGACUGGAGCAAGAGAUCGCAGAAUGCAAGAGAAUACAGGAUCAGGUUUUUGGAGAGGAAAUGUGAGGCUUGGGGACUUUUUAUUUUCUUUGAUAUUUUGUGAUGUAGUCUCUUCUUGAAGUUGUUAAUGCAGUAAUGUUGAAUGCAGUAUGAUUUAUUUUAAUAAUCUUUUACUGACAGUAGCUUUUUUUUCCUCUCUUUCAUUUGAAACGAUUCUGUCUUCACAGUGAC